AUGUCCUCCGAAUCCUGUAUAUUGUUCGGGAUAUAUUUUAGCAUUUUUUGACCAUUUAGCUGCUAAGGUUUGGAUCGGUUGUGUUAUUAAUUCUCCUUCUCAGAAGAUUAUUUCAAUUGUAUACUGUUGUUUUGCUGAUUUUUGGAUAUCGAUUUGUAUUUCCUUAAGGAAAGUUAAUUCCUCUGGUCUUCUUAAUCCUUUUGCUUCGUGUAUGAAUAAUGAUCUAAACAUAUUUUCUGGAUUCAAUAUGUUUGUUGGUAUUUCAAUAUAUUUUGGAUAUACUAUUCCUAUCAUUUCUUCGUACAUGUC
Molecule: messenger RNA, 309 nt
Organism: Dentiscutata heterogama
Lineage: Eukaryota; Fungi; Glomeromycota; Glomeromycetes; Diversisporales; Gigasporaceae
Source: the annotation of a GenBank genome assembly